Salvelinus fontinalis (brook trout) is the source of this 6064-nucleotide messenger RNA. RefSeq names its product contactin-associated protein-like 5. The transcript is spliced from 24 exons. Lineage: Eukaryota; Metazoa; Chordata; Actinopteri; Salmoniformes; Salmonidae. The record is from RefSeq and is a predicted model, not a curated record. The coding region runs from base 427 to 4395 and encodes 1322 amino acids.
CUGGAGCUCACGAUAGCAUCCAUCGAAGCCCUCCCCAGUGCCCAUUUCUCUUAAAUAAGCCAUAUAACCUUCAAAAACUUCCACAACUAAUGCAAAAUAUGUCAAUAUUGCUAUACCAUUGCUUAAUCGUGCAGAAUGUCCAAAAAUAAACUCGAAAUGAUUAAAGGCGUUUUUGUGUGAGAGCGAAAGAGAGAGAGAGAAAGAGAGAGAGAGAGAGACGCACCGAUGUGACGGAGAUUUGGGAGCAGCAGCAGAGUAGAGGGUGUUGUGCGCGCGCUAGCAGACCUGCCUCGUGAUGGUUCUGCAGUGAAUAGGUGAAGUCGAAGCAGCUGGAAUUAUAACACACUGCUCGGAAGUACGAGUCAUCGGAGGUAUUUUCACUGAGGAUAUACAGAAGCCUGGAUAUCUGUGGCAAGCAAGGUGGAAAUGUCAUCUCUGGCCAUCGCCUUUAUUCUCAUGGUGCUUGGCGUUGUCAGUGCUGCGCUGGCGGCCAGUCACUAUAACUGUGAUGGCCCUUUGGUAUCAAAUCUGCCCCAGGCCUCAUUUCAGAGAUCCUCGCAGUCCUCCAUCAGUAACGUUCCACACUUCUCCAAGCUCAACAGAAGAGAUGGAGCGGGAGGCUGGUCUCCCCAGGUGACAGACAGCCAGCCGUGGCUGCAGCUGGACCUCAGGGACAGGAUGGAGGUGACGGCCGUCGCCACACAGGGGCGCUACGGCAGCUCAGACUGGGUCAGCGGCUACCUGCUGCUGUUCAGUGACACUGGCCUAACCUGGAAGCAAUACCGACAGGAGGAUGGGGUUGGGAAGUUUGUGGGGAACGUGAACGCUGAUGGUGUCGUCCACCACAAGUUGUCCCACUCUAUCAGAAGCCGCUUCCUGCGCUUCGUCCCGCUGGACUGGAACCCCAGUGGCUGGGUGGGACUCAGAGUGGAGGUGUACGGCUGUGCCUACAAAUCGUAUGUGGCAGACUUUGAUGGCAGAAGCUCCCUGCUCUACCGGUUUAACCAGAAGUCCAUGAGCACGGUGAAGGAUGUGAUCUCGCUGCGAUUCAAGAGCCGCCAGGCUGAGGGGGUGCUGCUCCACGGAGAGGGUCAGAGGGGCGACUACAUCACUCUGGAGCUGCACCGGGGCAGGCUGGCCCUCUAUCUCAACCUGGAUGACACCCGGUUGCGGUUCAGCAGUGGUCGUGUUGCGGUCACUCUGGGCAGUCUUCUGGAUGACCAGCACUGGCACUCUGUUCUCAUCGAGCGCUUCAACAAGCAGGUCAACCUCACCGUGGACACCCACACGCAACACUUCAGGACCAAGGGGGAAGGAGACUCUCUGGAGGUGGACUAUGAGCUCAGCUUCGGGGGCAUCCCACUACCAGGUAAGCCUGGCACCUUCCUGAGGAAGAACUUCCAUGGUUGCAUCGAGAACCUCUACUACAACGGGAUCAACAUCAUUGACCUAGCCAAGCGACGCAAGCCUCAGAUCUACAGUGUGGGCAACGUGACCUUCUCGUGCUCGGAGCCCCAGCUGGUAUCCACCACUUUCCUGAGCUCCAGCAGCAGCUUCCUGUCGCUCCCGGCAACGCCGUCUGCUUCAGGAGGCUUCGCUGUGCGUUUCCAGUUCAGAACAUGGAACCCAGACGGGCUACUGCUCUCCACCCAGCUGUCCCUGGAGCCCCAGAGACUGGAACUGCAGAUAAGCAACAGCCGGCUGCGCCUGACCCACCACACGUCAGCCCAGCAGAAAGAAGAGGUCUCCACCGGUCACAGAGUGAAUGAUGGACUGUGGCACUCCGUGAGUCUCAGCUCCCGAAGUCUCCAGGUCACCAUGACUCUGGACAACGAGCCGUCCUCAACCAUCGAGCUGGGGGACCACAUGGACGCAGGAGACAACCUCUACUUUGGAGGCUGUCCCUCCUUGUCCCCAGCUGACCCAGGCUGUGAGAACCCCACAUUGGCAUUCCAGGGUUGCAUGCGUCUCAUCUCCAUCAACAGCCAGCCCAUGGACCUGAACCGGGUGCAACAAGGACGGCUGGGAAAGUACAAGGAGCUGCAGUUUGACACAUGUGGCAUCCAUGACAGAUGUCUGCCCAACUUCUGUGAACAUGGAGGGCAGUGUUCCCAGUCCUGGAACACCUUCUACUGUGACUGCUCUGGAACAGGAUACACUGGAGCCACAUGCCACAACUCCAUCUAUGAGGCAUCAUGUGAGGCCUACAGGCUGACUGGCAGCUCCUCAGGCUACUUCUCCAUUGAUCCAGAUGGCAGUGGACCUCUGGGGGCGACACAGGUCUACUGCAACAUGACAGAGGACAAGGUGUGGACAGUGGUGGCCCACAACAGCACAGAUCCAGUCAGGGUCCAGGGUUCUACUCUCCAAAAGCCCUACAUUAUGAAGUUCAACUACAGCGCCUCACCUGAACAACUGAUGGCCCUCGUGGCCGGGUCAGAGCAGUGUCGACAGGAAGUGAUGUACGGCUGCAGGAAGUCCCGCCUCUUUAACACUUGGGAUGGCAGCCCCCUGUCCUGGUGGGUGGACCAGGGUGGAGAGAGACGGACUUACUGGGGAGGCUUCCUGCCGGGGGUUCAGCAGUGUUCCUGCAGCCUGGAGGAAAACUGCAUGGACAUGAACUACUUCUGCAACUGUGAUGCCGACACAGACUCAUGGGCUAAUGACACAGGAGUCCUCUCCUACAAAGAGCACUUACCAGUGAGUGAGAUCGUGAUUGGAGACACCAACAGAACAGGCUCUGAGGCGCUCUACAGAAUCGGCCCACUGCGUUGUUAUGGUGACACGUCUGUGUGGAAUGCGGCGUCCUUCUACCAGGAGUCAUCCUACCUGCACUUCCCGACCCUCCAGGCAGAGCUCAGCGCUGACAUUUCCUUCUACUUCAAGACCAGCGUCCCAUCAGGAGUCUUUCUGGAGAACCUGGGCCUCAAGCACUUCAUCAGAGUGGAGCUUAGCUCUCCGUCCGUGGUGACGUUCUCCUUUGACGUGGGAAACGGGGGGGUGGUCCUUGCCGUCAAGUCCCAUGUGCCCCUGAAUGACAGGCAGUGGCACUAUGUGAGGGCAGAGCGCAAUGUGAAGGAGGCCUCUCUGCAGGUGGACCAGCUGCCCUUGCGCUUCCUGGAAGCUUCAUCUGAUGGACACCUCCGCCUCCGGCUCAACAGCCAACUGUUUGUGGGGGGAACAGCGGCCAGGCAGAGGGGCUUCAUGGGAUGCAUCAGAACUCUGAAUAUAAACGGCAUGACCUUUAACCUGGAGGAGCGGGCUAAGAUGACCCCGGGCGUAAGUGCGGGCUGCCCCGGCCACUGCAGCGGCUCCAGCAGUCUCUGCCACAACAGAGGGAGGUGCAUCGAGAAGAACAGCGGCUACGUCUGUGACUGCUCACAGUCUGCUUACGGGGGACCCUCCUGCAAGGAAGAGGUGUCUGUGUCAUUUGACAGAGAAUCGUCAGUGACCUACACCUUCCAGGAGCCUUUCUCUGUGAUGCAGAACAGGAGCUCGCAGGCGUCCAGAGUUUACAGAGAGAGCACUAGGGCCAGAGAGAACAUGGCUUUCAGCUUCAUGACCACACAAAGCCCUGCCAUGCUGCUCACUGUCAGCACCUUCAGCCAGCAGUACAUAGCAGUAAUCCUGGCACUCAAUGGGAGUCUCCAGAUCUGGUACCGUCUCCAUGUGUACAGGAAGCCAGAUGUGUUCAGCCCCAGCCCCAGCAGCCUGGCAGACGGACGCCUCCACCGUAUCAGAAUCCACCGUCAGGGGAAAGAUGUCUACCUACAGAUCGAUCAGGACAUCCACAGAAAGUACACCUUGUCAUCUGAUGCGGAGUUGAUCUUAAUCAGAUCCUUGACUUUGGGCAAAGUCAUCGGAGGAGAGAAUUUUGAUGAGGAGGUGAUGCAGGCAGGAUCUAAGGGCUUCAUUGGCUGCCUCUCAUCAGUCCAGUUCAAUCACGUGGCUCCACUGAAGGCAGCACUACUAAACCGUGGCAGCUCAUUGGUCAGCGUACGGGGUCAUCUGGUGGAGUCUAACUGUGGGGUGCUGGCUGACUCAACAACCUCACACCCACUCUCAGAUCAAGCUGCGAAAGCAAACAAAGAUAAGGAGCAGCAAGGCAAUGACACCCGGCAUGAUUCAGCAGUAAUAGGAGGAGUAGUGACAGCGGUGGUCUUCAUCACUCUGUGUGUGGUGGCGGUGAUGACCCGUUUCCUUUACCAACACCGGCAAGCCCAGAGAGAUGCCAGCAUCAAGGAGAAGGAGCACCGACACAACCUGGAAACAGCCUACCGGAGAGAAGCAGCCUACCAGGCCGAACCGGUCUACCGGGCCGAAUCAGCCUACCGGACAGAGCUCCACCUCCACGACAGCGCCACCCUCAGGGACAACAGGGAGUACUACAUCUGACCACAGCAUCCAGCCAAGCCUUUUAGCCAUCGCUGCUUACCUUUAUUCUGUUUUGUCCAGCUGUCUGCACGGGAGGAGACACCCAGACUUUUUCCUCGCUCCUCUGCGGUAGAAAUGAAGAAUUCAUUCUCCUUUAGGGAACUGUGGGAAUAUCCUGGUGGGGAACGUCUUCCCAUUUCUGUCUAGAUAUUUCGUAGGACAGGACUUGUAGCUGCAAAGAUGUUGAUUGGUCGGCUUACGAAUGCUGGUGAUGGGACAGGAAAAGGGUGCAAUAAGAGAUUGAAGCAUAUGGGUAUGGUGCAACGGAUUUAUCCAAUGAUAGAAAUACAAAGCCUGGAAGGGUUAGAAAAGGCAGGCAAUGUUAUAGGAAGUGUAGGCAAUGUUAUGGUAUAAAGCCACAUAGAGGAAAACAUGGACAGUGUCAAUGUUUUGGUGGCUCAAUGUAUGUCGACUGCCAAGAUUAAACUCUCCCACUGUCAUGUGGGGAAGAAAUCUCAUGUUCUGACGCAGAGAUUCUACGCACAGAUGCAAUGAAUCUAUUUCAAAUUCUUACGAAAAUGGUUAGAUGUUCAACAGAAGGGAAUGGUUGAAAAGACUAAACGCAAAGGCCAUCUUAGAUAAUAUACUAUUGAAAAACACAGAGUAAGAUAAGUAUUGUUUUACUGAUCUUGAUAAUGCAGUGAUUAAUUCAGAUUAAAUGAAUUCCACAAAGAACUGAUAUUAAAAUUAAAUCUCCAUUUUAAUAUAUCCUUAAAUAAAGCCAUUUAAGAAUGAGGUGCCCCGGACCGGUUUCCUACAUUAUAAUUAUUUGAAAGUUUGAUUUAAAAUUCUUCUUUCUCCACAAUGUUCUUGAGGUUUCUAAGACACAUGCUGGGCUGGAUUGUAUUGCUGCAAGAAAGGGAUUGUAAAAAUAACCCAGCUAACUGGAACAUCUGCUAGCGGUCCCCUAGCAAGAAAACCAAACCAUCAUAUACCACAGAAGUGGCUGCCGGCCAAGGGUUAGAGGAGUCUUCAAAGAGCUGCCAUAUACAAAGCUUUAGUUGUUCACCCAAGCUUUUUAGAUUUUUGGGGGUAUUUUUAUUGUUUUUAUUUUUUUCCUUCAUUAAACAUUUUGUUCUGUCACAUGUUUGAUCUGUUCACGCAUUUGCUACCAUUUUAUAUUGUAUUUUUUAUUAAAAGUUUUUAAUUCAUUGCUAAUGCUUGACGUCAACAGUAUCCCUGUGUUAGAUCUACAGUAUAAAGUGAUUAGUAUAUACUGGUAUUUAAUGCUGGAUAUUGAUGCUUAGUUUAGUGUAAUUUUUCUCUGAAAAUUAAGUGGGAAUGGAUAAUCGGCACUAAGUGCAAAAUAACACAGUUUGACAGUUUAUCAAUAAUAAAACAGAGAAUGAGAAUGAAAAUCGUAUACGCAAACAUCUUUGAUGAGCAACAGUUCAUAAACACACCAUCACCAAAAUAGUGAAAUUGGCGGAAGUAUUGCCUGAAUUUUUUUUUCUUUCAUAUUAAAGUGUCCUUGACAGCAAGUUAUGGUUAACCUCUGAGACUCUGAAAUCCUUUUUGUACUCAUGUUGAUAUUGUGGUUAUUUUGAGGGCCCAUUUUGUAUGGCUAUAAUUGUACAGGUAUAUUAUGAAUAUAUGUUUAAUAAAACCAAACAUUCUUUUUGAAAAAUAA